UGUAAAUUUACAUUACCGUGAGGCGCCGUGCGUUCGUCAGCGUGAGGCUGGGCAGGAUGAUGGUAAUCUCUGUAAUCGUCUAGUAGCUGAUUCAACGCGCGGCUUACUACUACACUUCUCAUCAUCACGGACUCAUUUCGGUAACGAAUCGAGCACGUGCUCUUUAUAGCUUUUGCCAUGGCAGACUCGGAGGACCAAGCCAUAAAGCACUUUCAAGAGCUAGUCUCCUCUGACCUGACUGCCGUAGAUCCAACGUCCAUUCAGAUCCGUGCUAGUGCUCUAGUAGCUCGUCUCAAAGCCCUCAAUAGAAACGCAAAUGCUGCAACAAGAGCAAGCAAGCAAGCUACCACAGAGGCCCGUCAUGACAUGGAUCAGACACAUCUCGGCCUCCAGAAUUUGCUCUAUGAAAAGCGUCAUCUCGAGAGGGAAAUAGACAAGUGCCGGCAAUUCGCUUCCAUAUAUCAGGACGUACCCUUGUACUCCCUGUCAGAGUUCAGAGCUCUGGCACCCCCCGAAGCGCGCUCAGACGACGUGCUGCAGAAUGUUCAUCAGCUGAUGCUCAAUCGUCUAAGCUUUGAACUUGUCGAAAGGCAGAGACUCGAUCAAAAAAGAAAAGAACUCACAGCCCAAAAGGAAGAGCUUUUAAAGCAUAGCAAGCUUAAGCUCGCAACCGUGGAAAGUGUCAAAACGCAAAUAGAAUCACUCAUGAAGGCCGCCGCAGACAUACAGAAGAGAGUCGAUGAACUCGUACCGGCACUCCCACCGUCCACUGCAACGACUCCCGCUCCUUCUUGAACUUUUUGCAUGCCGAAUGCACUCCCGAGUUACCGAAUACCUCUCAUCAGUCCCGCGGUUGUCUAAGCAAAAUACAUUGAUGACACACAGUG
This is a messenger RNA of Suillus bovinus, 887 nucleotides long. Its product is annotated as Fms-interacting protein-domain-containing protein. The coding region runs from base 178 to 795 and encodes 205 amino acids. Lineage: Eukaryota; Fungi; Basidiomycota; Agaricomycetes; Boletales; Suillaceae. The record is from RefSeq and is a predicted model, not a curated record. Gene Ontology annotation, biological process: positive regulation of DNA-templated transcription, elongation; mRNA export from nucleus. Gene Ontology annotation, molecular function: mRNA binding. The transcript is spliced from 4 exons. Gene Ontology annotation, cellular component: THO complex part of transcription export complex.